GCUCCCAAAGCGAGGGUUCUCAAGUUAUGUUCCAAAAUGGCGCUGGGACGAGUAUUUGCAUUUGCAGCGUUUUUAAGGUUUUGUUUCAUUCUUUAUGGUAUUUGGCACGAUUCAAAAUUCAGAGUUAAGUAUACAGAUAUUGAUUACAUUGUCUUCAGUGAUGCUGCACAACACAUGGUAAAUGGAAGCUCACCUUACAGCCGAGCGACCUAUCGUUAUACGCCGCUCCUUGCCAUCCUCAUGACACCAAAUUCAUUUCUCCAUCCCUCCUAUGGAAAAAUUUUCUUUUCGAUUUGUGACCUUAUUGUUGCAUGGUUAAUCUUACUUAUAAAGAAAGAAGAACAUCUGCUGGACUGCUCAGGUGAAGGGAAACAAACGGGAGCUAAUGAAUUGUACUUCGCCGCAUUUUUCUGGCUGUUCAAUCCUUUUUCAUUGACAAUAUCAACAAGAGGAAACGCCGAGUCUUUUCAGGCAAUUUUGGUACUAACAACGGUGCUGUUUGCUAUCAAAAGGAAGACAAUUAUAGCUGGAAUAUUUUUUGGCCUGGCCAUCCAUUUCAAAAUCUACCCAAUUAUCUAUAUUAUCCCGCUCGUUUUACACAUUCUUGGGGCUUCUGGCUUCAAUUAUCCCAAGUCAUGGAGCUUUUCUGAAUUCCAAAAUUGUGUCAAAUUGGUUUUAAAGACUUUGUUACCCUUCAUUUUAUCUGCUGGUUUUAUGCUGUGCUUUGUAACUUCUGUUUUCUAUGCAUGGUACAAUAUGGAAUUCAUUGAGCACACAUAUCUAUAUCAUUUGAAAAGAACUGAUAUUAAGCACAAUUUCUCUCCAUACUUUUAUGUUCUCUACUUGACUUCAAAAACAUCAUGGUCCCAGACUAUUGGAGUCCUUGCCUUUCUACCUCAAGCAAUUUCAGUUAUAGCUGUUGGAAUAAAAUAUCAUUCGAAACCAUCAGUUGCCUGUUUUUUCCAAACAUUUGCAUUUGUUACUUUCAAUAAGGUCUGCACAUCACAGUAUUUCAUCUGGUACCUCAGUCUUCUGCCAAUAGCAGCAGGAUAUAUGAAGAUCAAUAUGAAUUAUGACAUGCCUGUGAUGUUAUUUCUUUGGAUGUGUGCCCAGGGCAUUUGGUUGCUUCUAGCUUACUUGUUGGAGUUCCAGGGACUUGAUACUUUUUUCCUUGUUUGGCUAGCCUCAGUAUGGUUCUUCUGUGUAAACAUAUACAUAAUGGUCAAGUUAAUGUCCAGUAUAUCAUUUAAAGAGGCCUCAAAAGUUGUUACAGAUGCAAAAAAGAAAGAAUGAACAUUAACCUAGUAGGUUAUGCCUGGAAAAUGUAUUUCUGUGCUUUCCUGCAAUAGACACAGGAAAUUAUGCUUAAAGCCUCUACGCAAGCCACCUGCAGGACUGUGUUGACAGUGCUACAGCAAAUUUAUUAAGUAUUACAUCAAAUUGCAAGGACUAAUGUGAACACUUCAUAAAAGUAUUAAGUGUAAAAACUGCAAUUAACUAAUUUAUUAUUUCAUGUUGAUGUAUUAUUAAAUUAUAUUUUUAGGGCUUUUUGUUCAAUAUUUACGGCCUGUCACAUUUGAAUUAAUUUCAAUUCCGAGUAUUAAUCAGUCUCAAACGAAUACAUCAAAAAUUAAGAUGCUUAGUGCAUAUUGUUAAAAUAUAACCUGAAGUUGUUCUCUCCUUUUUAUUCCUUUGCUUCAAUGACAGAGGAUAUAGUAUCUCCUUCAUGAGUUCUUCGUCUUCUUUGCGGCUUUCACUUUUGAUAUUCACUUUAACUGGUUCUUUCUCUUUCACCUGUUGCCACUUCUCUGAUCUCAUUGAUGUCUUUCAUGUCAUAUGUACCAAAAAAAGUUGUUGAAAAUGCUUCAAAGAAUUUCGAUUUGUUGAUGACUGAAUUUCUUGGUUUAGCGGAAAGUAUUAUUACUGGCUGCGUGACUGGCAAAAUUUUAAACAAAGUUGAUGUUUUGAUUAAAGUUUAGAGGAGAAGAAAGCAUAUUUUUGAGAAUAAAGGAGAAAAUGAAGGACAAAGCAAACCAGAUAGCUUACAAGUUAUAGGUGCUGAGCAAAUUCUAGAGAGAUUUCAAGAGUAAAGUCUUUGUUACUAUUAUGUUCUCGUUUUCAAAAUUGUAACGCUCUUUAUAAGCUUUUUGUGUCUACAGGUAGUUGCUGCAAUCUUAAAUUUUCAAAAACAAAUCUCUCCAUUGUAGCUUUAUCACUACACAAAAUUUGAGUUUAUAACUGCACAAUUACAAAUUAUCACUGCAUAAAUUGGUCAUCACUGUACGUCAAAAUAAACUCUGGCCUAGUCAAUUAGCCAGGAACCUAGGGGCGUCAGAAGCACUUCAACAACCGAGAGGCAUAGGCCUAGGUUGGAAAGGGUUUUGUCUUCAAAAAUUCCGACCA
Rhopilema esculentum is the source of this 2403-nucleotide messenger RNA. Its product is annotated as GPI alpha-1,4-mannosyltransferase I, catalytic subunit. Gene Ontology annotation, biological process: GPI anchor biosynthetic process. Gene Ontology annotation, molecular function: GPI mannosyltransferase activity; alpha-1,4-mannosyltransferase activity. The record is from RefSeq and is a predicted model, not a curated record. NCBI's taxonomy places the organism in Eukaryota, Metazoa, Cnidaria, Scyphozoa, Rhizostomeae, Rhizostomatidae. Gene Ontology annotation, cellular component: membrane; glycosylphosphatidylinositol-mannosyltransferase I complex.